AUGGAUAACAAAUAUAGUUUGAUAAAGGUAGAUAAUUUUGAAAUAAAGCAAUAAGAAAAUAAGAAAUAUUACAUCAAAGCCUUAGAUAGACUACUUUCAUAACUUGAGAAGCAUAAGCUUAGUUACACUAAAUUAUAAAUUACCUAACCAAUAGUCUAGAUAAAGGGAGCUAGAACUAUUUGGUAAAAUUAUUCAUAAAUAUGUAAUUAAAUAAAAAUGAACUCUAAGCUUGUAAACUAGUACUUUUAUGCUUAGUUUUGGGGGAAAGUGUAUAUAAAUAAUAAUAAUAAUAUAGUUCAAUAAGAAAUGAAUAAAUGAUCAUAUUAGGAUAAAGAAUUAAAAGUAAAGUUAUUUAGUCUUACCUUAGGGAAUUUUUAAGUAUUUAUAUACUUUUAGAAGUAGAAGAAUAAUUAAUUUGUUAAUAAUGCAAAAUGGCAGAUACAAAAUUAGUGAAAGAUAGAAAAAUCAAAUUGAUUAGUAAGGAAUGCACAACUUGCAAAGCUACUUGUACUGUAGAAGGAUCAAAAUUUAAAUACUUUAAAUUUCCUUGA
Messenger RNA from Paramecium pentaurelia, 551 nucleotides. Lineage: Eukaryota; Ciliophora; Oligohymenophorea; Peniculida; Parameciidae. The record is from the annotation of a GenBank genome assembly.